Molecule: messenger RNA, 2667 nt
Organism: Sporothrix brasiliensis 5110
Lineage: Eukaryota; Fungi; Ascomycota; Sordariomycetes; Ophiostomatales; Ophiostomataceae
Product: beta-galactosidase
Exons: 1
Coding region: 1-2667 (888 amino acids)
Biological process (GO): carbohydrate metabolic process
Molecular function (GO): hydrolase activity, hydrolyzing O-glycosyl compounds
Source: RefSeq, a predicted model, not a curated record
AUGCCCUCUUCCAGGGUCUCGGAACGCCUCAGCGUGCUCUUGUGCGUACUACUCUGGCUGGCUGGUCUGCACUCUGUCGCGGCACAUGCCGUCAGCAGAGAUACUCCCAGUGAGGGCGACCCGGCGACAGCAGCGGCACGUCACCAGGUCCGCCAGCGGCUGAGCCUCAACAAGGACUGGCGCUUUUCACGCUUCACGUCCAACCCGGACUCGCUCUCGUACGCCACGCUCAAGCCAUGGAUGCUUGCGUCGUCCACCAAAUUCACCCCAUCCAAGGCCCAGCCGCCCGUGGUGCCCUCCACAACUCCCGCAGCCAUCAAUGCCAAGUAUGCACAGGCGGGGUUUGACGACAGCGCGUGGGAGGCUGUGAACGUGCCGCACGACUGGGCUAUCAAGGGCCCUUUUGGCGCGCCGGGCGUGAGUGGCGGGAUGGGCCGUCUGCCGUCCAACGGCGUGGGCUGGUACCGCCGCAACGUGACAUUGGAGGCCGCGGACAAGGGAAAGUCGGUGUUUCUCGACAUUGAUGGCGCCAUGUCGUAUGCGGCUGUGUGGCUCAACGGCCAUCUCGUGGGCGGCUGGCCUUACGGCUAUGCCUCGUUCCGCUUGGACUUGACCCCGUAUGUUGUGGCCGGCGGCGACAACACUCUGGCCAUUCGCCUCGACAACGCACUGGACAACUCGCGCUGGUACCCGGGCGCCGGCAUCUACCGCAACAUCUGGCUCGUCAAGGUGGAUCCCGUGCAUGUGGACCAGUUUGGCACCUUUGUUACGAUGCCAGCUGUCUCCGCCGACAGCGCCACGGCCCAUCUUGUUGUCGAGGUUGAGAACACGGCCACGGAGAGCCGCCAAGUCGACGUUCACACCGAGGUGCACGUCUUUGACGCAGCCACGCGCAGCGCUGCCAAGGACGUUGUCGUUGCGUUUGCAAAGACAGCCCUCACUGUGCCCGCCGGCAGCACUGCAUCGACCAACAGCUCGGCCACCAUUCCCAGCCCGCUGCUCUGGGGUCCACCUCCCGACCAGAAGCCCCAUCUGUACGUCGCUGUAACCACUCUGUCUGUCAACGGCUCCGUCGUCGACACGUACGAGACCCGGUUUGGUGUCCGCAGCAUCACGUACGACGCCAACAAUGGUCUUUUCGUCAAUGGUAAGAAGGUGCGCGUCCAGGGCACGAACAACCACCACGACCAGGGAGCUCUCGGUGCCGCCUUCCACGUGCGCGCCGCCGAGCGCCAGCUGGAGAUGCUUCAAGACUUUGGUUGCAACGCCCUGCGCACCUCGCACAACCCGCCGGCGCCUGAGCUUGUAGACCUUGCCGACGAGAAGGGUUUCUUGGUCUUUGACGAGAUCUUUGACAGCUGGGCCGGCGCCAAGACCACCAACGACUUCCACCUCAUCUUCUCCGACUGGCAUGAGGCCGAUCUGCGUGCGUUUGUCCGCCGCGACCGCAACCACCCGUCCGUCAUCGUGUGGAGCUAUGGUAACGAGAUUGGUGAGCAGAAGAGCGACUCGUCGCGGCGGGUGGCCCAGGAAUUGCACGACAUGAUCCAUUCCGAGGACCCAACGCGGCCGACCACGGCGUCCAUGAACUCGGCGGGAGCUGGCAGCGCGUUCGCCGAUGUCAUGGACGUGGAGAGUCUCAACUACCAGGGCGAGGGCAUGGGCACGUCGAACUUCUCGUCCUUCCCAAGCUUCCACAAGGCAUACCCCAACAAGAUGAUCUGGACCAGCGAGAGCGCUUCGACGCUGAGCUCGCGCGGCACGUACAUCUUCCCUGUCACGUCUGCGUACAGUGCCAUUGUGGGUAGCAAUUCGGGCGGCGACGACGCCAACAUGUACGUCAGCGCCUACGACCUGUACGCCCCGUCCUGGGCCUCGUCGCCCGACAAGGUGUUUGCGAUGCAAGACGAGCACCCGUACGUGGCCGGCGAGUUUGUCUGGACGGGCUUCGACUACAUUGGCGAGCCGACGCCGUACAACAAUGCACGCAGCUCGUACUUUGGCAUCAUCGACUUGGCUGGUUUCCGCAAGGACCGCUUCUACAUGUACCAGGCACGCUGGCGCCCGGGCGUGCCCAUGGCCCACAUCUUGCCGCACUGGACGUGGCCCGACCGGGUGGGCAAGGUCACGCCCGUGCACGUUUUUUCGUCCGGCGACGAGGCCGAGCUGUUUGUCAAUGGCCAGUCGGCCGGCCGCCUCAACAAGGCCGAGUACACCUACCGUUUCCGCUGGGACAACAUCACCUAUGCCGCGGGGGACCUCCGUGUCGUCACGUACAAGAACGGCAAGGAGUGGGCUGUCGACGCCGUCAAGACCGUCGGCGCAGCCACCCACCUGAACUUGGUCGCCGACCGCACGACGAUCGCGGGCGACGGUCUUGAUCUGUCGUACCUGACCGCGAGUGUGGUCGACGCCGACGGCAACACGGUGCCGCAGGCCAACAACGCCAUCACAUUCACGGUGGCAGGCGCCGGCGAGCUCGUCGCGACGGACAACGGCGACCCGACCGACAUGACGGCGUUUCCCAGCGCGACGCGCAAAGCCUUCAGCGGUCUGACACUUGCCAUUGUGCGGGCCAAGGGCUCGGACGACGCCGGGAAGAAUGUGACUGUAUCGGCGAGUGCGCCGGGUCUGAAGGGCGCAAAGGUGACAUUGAUUUUGUCGUGA